CAAAUGUUUACUGCUGCUACAAGUGGACUCUCAAAGGAACAUCCUGCUUCCAGAAACUGCUACCCAGGCUAAAUCCACGAGCAUUCUACGUUGCCUACUAGAGCUCUCUAAUUCCUAGCAAUUGACCUUGUCCACUUUUGUCAUACCUCAUCAGAGAUUCAUUCACAGCGAGGCUGAUAGAACGAGCCUGAAUGCGCGAGAGUCCAGACUUCUUCCCUGCCAAGAUGACAAUGCAAGUGCUGGCUGGCAGGAGCCAUCCAUUGUUUUCUCAACAAGUGAUUAAAAAGCUUGGGAGCAAGUAUGGAUCGCCAGGACUGGUGUCGUCGCGAUUCUCGAACGGCGAGACCAUUGUUGUGAUUCAAGACUCAGUUCGAGAUGGAGAUGUUUUUGUGAUACAAACCGCAUCAGACCCCGUCAAUGACAUGCUGAUGGAGCUGCUGAUCACUGUGAAUGCAUGCAAGACUGCUUCAGCGCGUCGAAUAACAGCAGUGCUGCCUUGUUUCCCAUAUGCACGACAAGACAAGAAAGAUCGGAGUCGAGCCCCCAUCACUGCCAAAUUAGUGGCCAAUAUGUUGGAAACAGCUGGGUGCAACCACAUCAUCACCAUGGAUCUUCAUGCAUCGCAAAUCCAGGGCUUCUUUAACAUUCCUGUUGACAAUCUUUAUGCUGAGACGGCCAUGGUUGAUUACAUUAAACAAGAGAUGUCUCUGGAGGAUGUGGUGAUCGUUUCUCCUGAUGCCGGGGGAGCAAAGAGGGCCGCAAUUAUUGCAGACAAGCUUCGGGUUGAUCUUGCGCUGAUUCACAAAGAGCGCAAAGUUGCCAAUCAAGUCAGCCGCAUGAUCCUGGUUGGGUCUGUAACCGGCAAGACAGCCAUUGUGGUGGAUGACAUUGCAGACACCUGUGGAACUCUAGCCCUUGCAUCACAGGUCCUUAUGGACAAUGGGGCUCGAAGCUGUUGUGCGAUUGUCACCCACGGCUUUUUGACAGGCCCAGCGAUUGAGCGGAUAGAGAAGAGCUCGCUGGACCGGUUGGUCGUCUCAAACACCUUACCUCUAUCCGACGAAGCCCUGCAAUGUCGCAAAAUUCACACGAUUGACAUCAGUGGCAUUAUAGCUGAGGCAGUUAGACGGACGCAUAACAGUGAAUCAAUUUCGCAGUUAUUCUCAUAGACCGGGACUAUAGACGAGAAGCCAGUGGCUAUUACCAUCCAAAAUACUCUCUCGUGAGACAAGAAAAAGAAGAGAUGGGACACAUAAGAGGAAGCCUGGUACAAGAAAUAAGUAUCAGUGGGUUGCGACUGCCCUGGGUGCAAGCUCGCACCCUUCGCACCUUCCUCUAUCGUCCGAGUGGGAAUUCCCAGUCUGGAAGGAGCAACUUUGCGACAGGAAGGAACGACUCUUAAAGAGGCAAUAAUCUUCUCUAUACAGAAGCUCGUCUCAAGUAUCUCAAUAUUGAGGAAUCAAUUUUCA
Messenger RNA from Exophiala mesophila, 1469 nucleotides. RefSeq lists its product as uncharacterized. Gene Ontology annotation, cellular component: ribose phosphate diphosphokinase complex; cytoplasm. Gene Ontology annotation, molecular function: magnesium ion binding; ribose phosphate diphosphokinase activity. Gene Ontology annotation, biological process: purine nucleotide biosynthetic process; 5-phosphoribose 1-diphosphate biosynthetic process; ribonucleoside monophosphate biosynthetic process. Lineage: Eukaryota; Fungi; Ascomycota; Eurotiomycetes; Chaetothyriales; Herpotrichiellaceae. The record is from RefSeq and is a predicted model, not a curated record. The transcript is spliced from 4 exons. Bases 192 to 1169 code for a protein of 325 amino acids.